This is a messenger RNA of Gymnodraco acuticeps, 1696 nucleotides long. RefSeq lists its product as uncharacterized. Lineage: Eukaryota; Metazoa; Chordata; Actinopteri; Perciformes; Bathydraconidae. The record is from RefSeq and is a predicted model, not a curated record. Gene Ontology annotation, molecular function: aspartic-type endopeptidase activity. Gene Ontology annotation, biological process: proteolysis. The transcript has 3 exons. The coding region runs from base 184 to 1377 and encodes 397 amino acids.
CUUUGCCCUCAGCUCCGCCUUUUGUAAGCGUCCAUUGUUGGCGGAGGAUUUGAGCCGUGUGUUGUGGCUGAGGUGGGCUACGCUUGAUGGGUCAGCUAUCAGCCCUGAGCAGCCCUGCACAUAAGGCCUUUGAUUCAGCACUCCAAGACACACACAGACUCGCGCUUAAUCAUUCACACAUACAUGAAUAUAAACAUGUACACCUUGCAGCGCUCAGUGCAGACAUCCGAGGAAGGAGCCCGACAGCACAGCCGGGGUAGCCAGACUCUACGGCUUCCUGAAGAAGAUGACAGCACAUGCGUGGAGCCUGUCGUCGCGGUGGGCCAUGCUGGUGGUGGGGAUUCCUGCUAUGUCCCUGUCGAUGUGGAAGGGGUGCCCUGCAUUGCACUGGUGGACACAGGCUCUACAGUAACCCUGGUGAGAGCAGAUGUGUUGCCCAGUGGGACUAUGUUAGAGCCGACAGCGGUGCGUCUACGCACAGUCACAGGAGAGCUGGCGCCUAUGAAAGGAAGAGGCAUGCUGACUGUGUCGGUGGGGGGAGUUGAAGUGCAGCACCCCGUGUGGAUAGCGGAUGUACAGGACCCGUGUAUUCUGGGUUUGGACUUUUUGAAGGCGUCUAGCUGCCUCCUGGAUCUUCAAGCAUGCACAGUGAGUUUCCAGGGGGGGCCGGUGAUUACUAUGACCCGUAUCCACAACCCUGCUGAGCCGGCGGGGAGACCCUCUACACCCACCGUGAGUACCCUAGGAACUGAAGAAAAUCCUCCCUCCUUUCCCGUAUCCCCGGUGACGCCCGCUCAGGACAAUUCCCCAUCUGUCACCCCCGGACUGUGCCACCCGAUCACAGCCCCACCCCAGUUACCCCAGACGGAGGUGGAAGAGGCUCAGUCUGCAGUAUUGGAGGUGUGGAGGAAGAACUGUGGCGGCCUGAAUCCCGAGCAGCAAGAGCAAUUGGGGCAGUUUCUGCUAGAGUUCCAGGGCAGUUUCGCCAUGAAGGAGGAGGAGGUGGGCCGAACACAUCUGGUAGAACACGAGAUUGAUACAGGGGACUCGCGUCCCAUCAGGUGUCGCCCGCGCCGACUUCCCCUUGCUCGUCAGCAGGCUUGCGACGAGGCAGUGCAGAGCAUGCUGCAGGCAGACAUCAUCGAGCCCUCCGACAGCCCAGGGUCAGCACCUGUAGUCAUGGUCCCGAAGAAGACAGGUGGCUGGCGGCUGUGCUCAGACUACAGACCGGUGAACGGGGUCACCAAGAAGGAUUCAUACCCCCUUCCCCGCAUUGAUGAGUCCCUGGACCUGGUCGCAGGGUCGUCGUGGUUCUCUUCCUUGGACCUCCGCAGCGGGUAUUACCAAGUUCCUCUUGCCCCAGAGGCCAGACCAUAAACGGCUUUCUGCACCGGCCGGGGACUAUGGCAGUUCAAGGUCCUCAGUUUUGGGCUGUGUAAUGCCCCGGCCACCUUUGUGCGGUUGAUGGACAGGGUGCUGUCUGGGAUUCCCCGCCAACAGUGUUUGGUUUACCUGGACGACAUCCUGGUGCAUGGCAGCUCGUUUGAGGCGGCGCUGGGAUCUCUAAGAGUGGUGCUGGAGAGAAUCAGAGCCGCUGGUUUGAAGCUACAUCCAGAUAAGUGUCAUUUCCUGCAGAGAGAGGUCACUUUCCUGGGCCACAAAGUGGGGGGUGAGGGCAUCGGCACCCUGCAUGAGA